This is a messenger RNA of Diceros bicornis minor, 8526 nucleotides long. RefSeq names its product ring finger protein 217 (gene RNF217). Gene Ontology annotation, molecular function: zinc ion binding; ubiquitin conjugating enzyme binding; ubiquitin protein ligase activity. Bases 69 to 1691 code for a protein of 540 amino acids. NCBI's taxonomy places the organism in Eukaryota, Metazoa, Chordata, Mammalia, Perissodactyla, Rhinocerotidae. Gene Ontology annotation, cellular component: ubiquitin ligase complex; cytoplasm. The record is from RefSeq and is a predicted model, not a curated record. Gene Ontology annotation, biological process: protein polyubiquitination; positive regulation of proteasomal ubiquitin-dependent protein catabolic process; ubiquitin-dependent protein catabolic process. The transcript is spliced from 6 exons.
UGCCCGCCGGCGCCGGGUGGGGGUCCCGGCGGCUGGAUGGGCGGCGGCGGCGCGGGCCGCGGGCGGCGAUGGGCGAGGAGCAGAGCACGGUGAGCGGCGGCGGCGCGCCCCCGGAGGCGCAGCCCCCCGCUGGCGGCGCCACGGGCCACCCCGAGCCCCCGAGGCCGCGGGGGGACGGCACCGGGGCGCCCGGGCCGCGCGCCGCCUCCGCCGAGUCGAGCGACCGGGGCUGCGGAAGCGACUCGGGCUGCGUGGACACGGGCGCCCCGGAGCCCGCGAGGACCCUGGGGGCCCCGGGCUGGAGGAAGAGCCAAGCGCCCGGGCAGCCCGCGGGACUGGCACUCAGCGGGCCCCUCGAUCCUCAGACUUUGCAACAGCAGCUGGAAGAGGAGGAGGGGGAAGCUGGGGACCGAAACGAGGGAGGGGAUGAACAGCAGGAGGCGCCCCCCGGCGCGGAGCCGGAGCCCAGGACCCGCGUGGGGGCCCCGGACCGACUGGUUCUGGACGUGCUGGGUCAGCGGCGCCCACUCCCCGCCAAGAGACAAGUCUUCUGCUCCGUGUUCUGCGUGGAGAACGACCUGCCCGAGGUCCCCACCGCCGAGCAGCUCUCCCCGCCCGGGUUACCAUCUCGGGCUUCGCCGGUGACCAACCCUCCCAGCACCCCUUCCUCCUUCCCCAGCCCCCGGCUGUCCCUCCCAGCGGACCCCCUGUCCCCCGACGGCGGCAGCAUCGAGCUGGAGUUCUACCUGGCGCCCGAGCCCUUCUCCGUGCCCAGCCUGUUGGGAGCUCCACCCUACUCUGGCCUGGGGGGAGUAGGGGAUCCCUAUGCGCCCCUCAUGGUGCUGAUGUGCCGGGUGUGCCUGGAGGACAAGCCCAUCAAGCCCUUGCCCUGCUGCAAGAAGGCCGUGUGCGAGGAAUGCCUCAAAGUCUACCUGAGCUCCCAGGUACAACUUGGCCAAGUAGAAAUCAAAUGCCCUAUCACAGAAUGUUUUGAAUUCCUGGAGGAAACAAUGGUUAUCUAUAACUUAACGCAUGAAGACUCCAUCAAAUAUAAGUACUUCUUGGAACUUGGCCGUAUUGAUUCCAGCACCAAGCCGUGUCCUCAGUGCAAGCACUUUACAACCUUCAAGAAAAAAGGACAUAUUCCCACCCCUUCCAGAUCAGAAAACAAAUACAAAAUCCAGUGCCCCACUUGCCAAUUCGUCUGGUGUUUUAAGUGCCACUCUCCUUGGCAUGAAGGUGUUAACUGCAAGGAGUACAAAAAAGGAGACAAAUUGUUGCGUCACUGGGCCAGCGAGAUUGAACAUGGGCAGAGGAAUGCCCAGAAGUGUCCAAAGUGCAAGAUCCACAUCCAGAGAACUGAAGGAUGUGACCAUAUGACCUGUUCACAGUGUAACACUAAUUUUUGUUAUCGAUGUGGGGAGAGAUACCGCCAGCUCCGUUUCUUUGGAGACCACACAUCAAACCUCAGUAUAUUCGGAUGCAAAUAUCGCUACCUCCCAGAGAGACCUCAUCUAAGGAGAUUAGUGCGAGGGUCGGUCUGUGCUGGAAAAUUAUUCGUUGCACCUCUAAUCCUGGUCUUGGGAUUAGCACUAGGGGCCAUAGCAGUUGUAAUCGGUUUAUUUGUAUUUCCUAUCUACUGCCUUUGUAAAAAACAGAGAAAACGGUCACGGACAGGUAUGCACUGGUAAAAUGCAGACGAUUUCAUCGAGCUAAGCUGGUCCGGGUAGGAGCUAUACAGAACGGUAUACCCAUCUGAGAGUCACAUCUUCAGAAACGCUGAGAGGAACCUUCUCCAUCUCGUCUCACGUGGUUCUCUGCAUGCCACAAUGCCUCCAGCUCGGGUGCAGACCCAACAUGGUAUCCUAUCCUUUCCUUAUACAGAUUGCUGCUUUUAAAAAUGGUCACUUUCAUAGACUAUCAACGUCUGUUUCAUGACUCUGACCUUCCUAAUGCUUCUUGGAAGAAAAUAUUUUAAUUAAGAACCAGUUAACCUCAGAGUUAUCUGAGCAUGCCUCUCCUGAGCAUUGCUUGGGCUAUCUUUGUACCUGAACCUCCCUCCAGGCCACCUUGUGAGACUGGGUGUGAAUAGCUGAAGUCCACCCAUAUCAACAAGCAAAGCCACUUUUCAGAAGAUAAAGGCUUGUUGUCUACACCUGUUUCCUUCUGUGGCCCAAGCAGUACAAUUCCUUUAUCCUUCAGAUGCUAUAAUUGUUAUCAAUUUCAAUGCCCGAAAGAGAACUUGUGAAACUAAAUUAAUGAGAAGAAUCGUGAGUUACUGAAGUGUGUUUGUGUAGGCGUGUGAAUGUGUGUGUAUAUACAUAUCUGUAUUCAAACUAGGUCCAGUAACCUUGUACUUGUCCAGUUCCAUGCCUCUGCACUAUUUUUCCACAUUUUCUUAGACCUGUUUAAAGAAGAUCGUUCCUUUGUGGGCAUAAUUUGGUAAUAUACUGAAUUAAAGUCAAUGUAGACAACAGGCUAUUUUGAUGUUGACCCUUUCUAUUUCUUGCUCUCUCUCUCUGUCUCAUACACACUCGGAAAUUUGUGCAAUGUCACCACAGGAUUAUCAAACUUUAUAAACUGAGAAACUCAUAGGCUGCUUUUAGGAAAUUUUUAAGACCUGAACGUUCAGUUCUUUCAGAUUUCUUAUAUUUUGAAAUACAUACUUCACUACAUGAAUAAAUCCCUCAGGCACGAUUAGUUAUUUUAAAUAAGAAGUCUGAUGUAGAAAGAACUGCUUGAGCCUUUAAACAAAUCCCUAUUCUGCUCGUUUCUUAACCAACUUGUAAUUAUAGAUAAUUCUGCUCUAGGUCAAUGUGUGAUAUUAUUUAAUACCCCACCCUCUUAUCUCUCCUCUCUCUUUCUCUCUCUUUUUUGUUUGUCCCCAAGUUUUUCAUGAAAACAAAUACUAGUUUUGAAGGAUUUUUCUUAUGUUUAAUGCUCAAAUGCAUAAUAAGGUGUUGGUAUCUUCUUAUGGAGAGGUAAUUUGAAAACAAAAUUUAUUGUGUUCAUGGGUUUAUCCAAAAUAUAAACUACUUUUUGCAAAAAAAAAAAAAAAUGCAGAAAGUAUUUUCAGGAGGUUUUACCCAGCUGAGAAGUCUUUAAAAAUAAGAAAAGGACAAGUAACUAAACUAUGUUAUUCCAUUGUUUUCAUCACGAAAGUUCAUCAGCAAAAAUGAAAUAAAGACCCCUAAGAAGCCUAAAGUUUCCAAAUCCUUAAAAUUAGCUAUCUGCAUAGAUGUAGCAUUUAUUUGUCAGCAACCUUGUCUGAAUUGGAAUAGAUCAUGUGAUAAAACAUGCAUUAACAUGGAUAGUUUGUCUUGUUGGACUCCAAAGUAUAAGAACAUUUAUCAUUUUUAUUUGACCUAAAAAGUCCUUGAUGGUGCAGUUGACAUGCAUGGAUAACAAGCCAGCACACUUCUGUUCUUUCUGAAUGACACCCAGAAUAGCUGUACUAUACCUUCUGGACAAGUCUAUUUCCAGUUAGAGAAGAGUGUGCCAUUUAUGGUUCUGGAAUGGCAUAUUUCUAAAGCAUAACAUGAUACAAGAAAAAGUGAUGCUCUAGUUUCACAAAUUCGUCCUUCCAUUCAUCCAUCCAUCCAUCUGUCCAUUCAACAAAUAUUUAUUGAGUGCCUAUUCUAAAUGCUUUACUAUUAAAACUGAGAGAAUGAGAAUUUCUAGCCUAAAUCCUAUCGUAAAAGUGCUUAAUUUUUGCAAGUUCGUCUUUCUCAGACUUAGGUGUUAGUUUGACAAUAUGUGAAUGUGAUGAAUUCUAAAUCUAGUGGAUAUGUUUAUGUAGGAUAUAUAUGUGUGUGUGUGUGUGUAUACAUAUAUACACACACACAUAUAUAAUAUUUCUAUAGAUGCAUAUCAAUACAUAUGUCACAUACGUAUAUACCAACUGGCUAAAUAAUAUACUCUCUGGUCUUAGAUAAUCUAUUUUCUUAGGUUAUUGUGUCUGUUGUCUUUGGCUGACUCAGGGAUUUUUAUUCGUUUCUUUGAAUAACUUAUCUUUGGAGAUAUUUUUACAUUAUUUGGAAAGGUUCCAAUUUUCCAAUUACAGAGUGGUGUCUGUGAUCAGUGACGGCUGUGUCAUCAGUGCUCGAGCUGGUGUGUGCUGUGUUGCACAGGCUUUUCAUUUUUCUAUAGCAUAGAUUUUUAAAAAUUAAUGUAUGCAUUUUUCUCUUUAAAAGUUGGCAUAUAUUAGGCGUUUCCCUGUUGGUGACUUAAGAGUAGUUAUUUGUGAAUUUUUUUUACUAAGGGUCAUCAAGAUCUUGAAAAGGGAGAAGAAAAUGAAACGGAUUAUUUAUAUGUUAGUGCCAACAUUGAAGGUGAAAAGUAGUAACAACUUUGGGGAUGAAUUCUGAAAACUACUCUAAAGAAAAGAAGCGUGCACAUAAAAUAAAUAUCUUUCUAUCCAAGGCUUGUCAUUUUUUAUAUGUUUUUAUUGUAAAUUUAAUAUAUACUCCAUUAAAAAACAUCAAACCAUAUAGAUUAUAAAAUACAAAUUCCUCUGCGUUCUCCACCCCUUAUUUUCUAGGGGUAACCACUGUUCAUGGUUUGGUAUGUGUCCUUCCAGACACUUUCUACAAAUAUACAAAUAAGUGUGUAUGUAUGUGUCUGUGUGUGUAUUCGUUUUAUACAAAUAGAAUAAUAAUAUUCUUACUGUCCUGUGAUAUUUUUCAUUUUAUUAUAUACUGAUAGACACCUCUCCAUAAGAGUUUAAAUAGAUUUACCUCAUUCUUUCGUAAAUUACUGCAUACUCCAUUGUGGGGCUAUGCUUUAAUUUAUUUAAUUAGUCCCCUAUUGAAUGGACAUUGGGAUUACUUUCACUUCUCUACCACAAAGCAUCAGUGAAGAUCCUUUACAUAUAUUUUUGUCACUUUGUGUGACCAUUUCCAUAGUUUUUAAAUUUGGUUUUAUAAGAUAUUUGUAAUAAAAUUUUAAUACAUUUUCAGUGAUUGAGAUCCUAGAGAUAAUAUAUUUGAGACCCUUUUCUUGGAGAAAAAGAAAGAUUGUAUAGUAGUGCAUAAUUUUUAAAGAAAAGCAUCUUUUGCAGCAUAAUUUCCCCCCUGCUUGAUUAGCCAAAUAAAUACCUUGCCAAAACUUAUCAAAAAACUUCAUAUUAUUCCAAUAAAAAUGAUACAAUGAGAUGUCUAGAAGAUAGGUGAGAAAGAUGCAUUGAUAUUUGGAUUGCCUAGUUUAAAACUUGAGAGAUUUAAAUGAAAUAGCCAAAUUGAUAAUGUGUGUCACAUUUUUUUAAAACACUAUCCGUGUUCAUGCAUGUUGCUGCACAAAGGAAUUUACUUAUGGCAUUGUGAAAAGCAGGAAGCAGUAUGUUGGCAAAUAUGAAUGACCACAGUUAUCCAUAGAAAAAUAAAUUAGACUAUAUGUAAGGUUUGAUGGUUUGUUGGGACGCUUAUCAAUUGUGGAAUAAUAUGAAACAUUCGUUUUACAAAUCCCAGAAGUUCUGUAAGAACUUCUGUUUGUGGAGUUAACAAGAGGAGAGGGGUCAAACCUUUCGACACAGGCAACAUCCUUUUGCCACCACCUUGGUUUUGUGAUGGAUGCUAUUGGAUCCUAGAGGUAGAACAGACAGGAAAACAAUCAAAGAUGAUUAAACACCAGUCAGUUUACAACCUGAUAUCUUUAAUUGUACUCUCUCUGCUGUGGGGUCAGGAUUCAGUGGUGCCUGUCAGGAGACUCCCUGUCCUGUUCCACCCACGUGUCUUGAGUCUCCAGGCCCCAGCUGAGCCUUUGUCUUUCAGUCCUCUCACCCAAAUAUAUGGCCUGUGGCUCAAACCAUUGUUAUCUCCUCCAGUCCCUGGGGACUCGCCCAACUUCAUUUUGCUCCACUUCUCUGAUACUCCAUCUAACUCCUCUUCACUAAAAGACAGGAGGGGGUGAAACACUCCCUCUGGCAUGUGCAAAGCAUCAACAUUCCUUCCUGACCUUCGUCAAAUUAGAGUACAUCUGCCAAGACAUCAAUCCAGCUUCUCCCUCGUUAAACAAAUGCAAUUGUUUUUAACAUUAGACCCUUACGCGACCUGUUAAAUUCAUAAUUAUAAAAAAAAGUUAGUGGUCUAAAUAACAUUAAUUGGUAUACUUUAUUAAGUACCAAAAUAAAAACAUUUCAUGCCAAAAGCCAUUGUAGAUUAUAAUUUUAUAGGCAAACUGCACAUAUGCAUUCAUGUGAGUCUUCCCAUUAGAUUGUGUGCUUAUCUUUCAUCUUUAUGGCUGAAAUCUAUCCCAACCAUUGAAAGUAAUUUUUCCUGUGGUCAGUUUGAUUGUUUUGUGUUAAUGUCUAUUAUGAAUAUAGCCUUAAAAUUCAAUAAUGCACUUUAAAAUACUUGUGCCAUUUAAGUAAUUUCACAGAGUUAAACAAAUGGAUACAUAUACUGCUUUUUGAUGGAGACAGCAGAAUAACAGUGUUAGCAAAUAUUUGUCACCUCUUUAAAUUUGGGGGUGGAUCUGAAGCUUAAAAUUUAAAACAAGUAAAACAUACCUGAAAAAAAACGUAGCCAAGUUUCUGAAAUUAUAGUAAUCCUAGAAAUUGGUAUUAGGAGCUCAAACAUAGCCAGUAAUUAAUAAACGUUACCUAAUAGCCUCGUUGGAAUGUUUGUUUAAAAUAUCAAGUUAAUUUCUACUGCAAGUUUUAACUGCAUUUUUAUCUUCCAUGAAAUCUAUAAAGGAAAUUCCACUGACUAGAAGCAUAGUAAAUCAAAACUACCACCAAUAGCCAGUUUGGGAGUAUUUUGUUUUUCAAAUCUUUAUAAUUUAAUUAUGACGUUUUCCUCCUCCUAUGGAAAAUAAGUUCGAAAAUCCCAUUUUUUAAUAUGUAUAUCCACAAUUAUUACUUAAAUAAAAUGGGAAUAAUGUUAUAGAAGCAUUAAGAUAUGGUCUGAACAAAAUCAGAGUUCCAAAAGUUGGGGAGUAUUCAAGAUUGUGAAAUGUUACCUUUUGGAUGCAAACCAGUGUUGCAAACCUUUGAAAGAGAAAUGCAAUGGAACUCUUUUUGUAGCUCUGGUUUUAAGGAUGGAACUCAAACUUAUGUCAUAGCUGACUGUUGUGUGGGGUGUCUAUUGUACAUCACUGUUGUGAGGCUGGAACGUUAGUUGACUAUCGACAUCCAAGAAGCAGGGUAGAGACAGUAGUGUAAAACUUGUAACUGUCCAUUUGGAGCAUUAGCUGAAGCCUUGGUAUAUCAUAAACCUUAUAAAGCUCCAUACAUAGUGCCAAUUUUAGAAGCAUGUAAUUAUGCAUAUUACAAAUGAUACUCUUUUUUUUGGCUAAAGAAGUGACUGUUUCGAGAAUAACAAUAUGGAUUUAAAAGGCAAUAUAUUAUUUUUUUUAAAACAUACACAAAAGAUUGCCACUGCUUUUUUUUCCUGCUACUUCUUUUUAGCUAAUAAAAGAAAUUUCAUUAGGUGUAUUUAAUUCUGCAUGAUUUAGAUUAUACAGACUUAGCAUAGAAAAAAAGUUUUUUCAGGUCCAUCUCAUAUUUUUGUCACUCUGUUCUGUCAUUAAUAUUAAAUGAUUUUCUUCCCUGCUUGUAAAGUGAUAUUCACAUACUUCAACAUCAAGUUCCUGUUUUCUUUCCGAUUUCGUGGUUAUUUUGCUUUUCCCCUCUGCAGUCCCCUUCCCACCUUGGCCAAGUGUGAGAUAAAUUCUGUCUCACCACUAACUCCUUUGACUCUAAUGAAAUGAAAUCCAAACACUGAAAGGACUCCAUAAGUUGGCGAUGGUAGUGAACAUAAUUUACCUUGGCUUAUUCUGCCUGUAAAUUGAAAUGUAUCAGGAGUCCCUGGCGCACUCUCCCUCUUCUUGCUAGGAGUUGGAGAGCCCUGCCCCCCACCCCAACAAAAAGUAAAAUGCAUGAGAGGUCAGUUAGAUCAGAAAGCUUAAUAAUACUCUAAAACCAAGCUUCAGAAAUUGCUUCGUGAACAUUGUAAGGUCAAUAUUGUGUUUGCAUAUUAGUUAAACAGAAAGCAUGUGUGGACAUUCAUCCAACCUGACCCCAAGUCAUUCAUGAUUCAUCCCAAAUGGCCAGAUGUAUGGUUUAUGGUCUUUGUUUCAGCAAAGAAGCCUACACUUGGACUUGGGGCUGGAUUUAUGUAGUGUAGCAUUUGUAUAUAAGACUUGACCAUGGAUUCAUGCUCUACGAACAUUAUUAGACUUUUUGACCAUCUAAAGUAGAUCACCAUGAAUGUAACUGAUAUUAUCCCUAUUCCAGAGAGACCAUUUGUCAUUUGCAAAUAUUUAACUUUUUCAUUGAUAUGAUUUAGAUAUAAGCCACAUUCAAGAUAUAUUUAGUGUAGAUUUAGUACAUGAUGCGGAAAAGUUCAAGGGAGAGUCAAACAUGUGAAAGGGCCCCAGAAAUUGAUGAAAUAGUGUCGUUUUGGAUUCUUCCUUAUAGCUGGCAAGCUGUGCUGUCUGUCAUCGGCUUCCUGCAAACUUGUUAGGUGUUCACCUCCUGCCCCAGCUGAGACCAUAGUCUCAGUAAUCCAGUAAGUUCUUAAAAAUAAC